Gekko japonicus is the source of this 5615-nucleotide messenger RNA. RefSeq names its product formin like 1 (gene FMNL1). The transcript is spliced from 26 exons. NCBI's taxonomy places the organism in Eukaryota, Metazoa, Chordata, Lepidosauria, Squamata, Gekkonidae. The record is from RefSeq and is a predicted model, not a curated record. Gene Ontology annotation, biological process: cortical actin cytoskeleton organization; cell migration; regulation of cell shape. Gene Ontology annotation, molecular function: actin filament binding; small GTPase binding. Gene Ontology annotation, cellular component: cytosol. The coding region runs from base 1 to 3393 and encodes 1130 amino acids.
AUGGGCAACGCGGCCAGCAGCAGCGUGGAGGCGUCCCCCGCCAAGGAGCUCAAGGGCCAGCAGCAGCCGCCCGCCGCCGCCGCCUCCUCGCCGCUGCCCCCCAUGCAGCCCGCCGCCCCCAAGCAGCCCAUGCCCGGCGCCGGAGAGCUGGAGGAGCGCUUCGCCCACGUCCUGAAUUCCAUGAACUUACCACCGGACAAAAUGAAGUUACUCAGUCAAUACGACAAUGAGAAGAAAUGGGAGCUGAUUUGUGACCAAGAAAGGUUCCAAGUGAAGAACCCACCUUCUGCCUACAUCCAGAAACUGAAGAGCUAUCUAGACACGGGCGGAUUCAGUGGAAAGUUUAAGAGGCGGGUUCAAGAGUCCACCCAGGUUCUUCGGGAGCUGGAGAUAUCUUUGAGGACAAACCAUAUCGGCUGGGUCCAGGAGUUCCUAAAUGAAGAGAACAAGGGACUGGACGUCCUGGUGGACUACCUGGCUUUUGCCCAGUGCUCCGUCACGUAUUAUAUGGACAGCACAGACAAUGGGAGUCCGGGGUCCGACAAGGGGAAAGCCCUGGACAGAUCUGUGGAGGACCUCAGCAGAAGCAACUCCUCCUCCCCUACGCAGGGCUGUUCCAAAGUGAGGCACCCGACUGUCAGACUCAAUCUGGCCCACAGCAGAAAGGCUCUGCGGAACUCGCGCAUCGUCAGCCAGAAGGACGACGUCCACGUCUGUAUCAUGUGCCUCCGGGCCAUCAUGAAUUAUCAGUCCGGGUUUAGCCUUGUGAUGAACCACCCCGCGUGUGUCAACGAGAUCACGCUGAGCCUCAACAAUAAGAGUCCCAGGACCAAAGCUCUCGUCCUUGAGUUGCUGGCUGCUGUUUGCUUAGUCCGAGGGGGACACAACAUCAUCCUGACUGCCUUCGACAACUUCAAAGAGGUCUGUGGUGAGAGGAACCACUUCGAGAAGCUGAUGGAAUAUUUCCGAAAUGAAGACAGCAACAUAGAUUUCAUGGUGGCUUGCAUGCAGUUCAUCAACAUUGUGGUCCAUUCUGUGGAGAACAUGAACUUCCGCGUCUUCUUGCAAUAUGAGUUCACGCAGCUGGGGCUGGAUGACUACCUCGAGAAGCUGCGCUAUUCGGAGAGCGACAAGCUUCAGGUGCAGAUCCAAGCCUACCUGGACAACAUCUUUGACGUCAGUGCUCUGCUGGAAGAUACCGAAACCAAGAAUGCCGUCCUUGAGCACGUGGAGGACCUGCAGGAGGAAGUGGGACAGCUUUCAGAGAAACUCCAGGAGGCGGAGAACGAGUCCAUGGCCAAGAUCGCAGAGCUGGAAAAGCAGUUGUGCCAGGCACGGCAUGAGCUGGAGACCCUGAGGGUGCGGACGACCGAGGACGAGCAGAACAAGAAAGAGCCAGUCGGCAAACCAAGCAGUUCACGGAGCCCCUCCUUGCUACAAAUGCAGCAGCCUCUAGGUACGAAAGAGCACUUGCAGCACCCGGCCUUACAGCACAACCUGGAGGAGCUUGAGGACAAAGGGCUGAUCCGUGUCCUGCGUGGGCCAGACGGGGACGUCAUUGUGGGCAUCGAGGUCAUCCCCAUCACCAUGGAGACCACAGCUGUCCCAUCAAUUAUGAUUGAUGUACCUUCAUCAACCAGCACAGAUCUUCCUUCCCCGUCCCCAGUUCCAGCUGCAGCUCUGGAAAUUCCACCACACCCACCCUUGCCUUUCACCAAAGACUCCAGCAUCACGGUUCUCCCCGACACGCUACAGGAUGGUCCGGCUCCUCCACCGCCACCGCCGCCCCUUCCUGGAGCUGGUGAACCUCCACCGGCUCCUCCGCUUCCUGUUGUGGGAACUGCACCCCCUCCUCCACCACCACCACCCCUCCUCCCAGCAGAAGGCCCGGUUCCUCCACCUCCUCCACCCCUGCCUAUGACUGAAGGGGUGAGCCUACCUGUAGUUACUUCAGCCGUCCAAAUUAAAAAGCCGAUACAGACCAAAUUCCGCAUGCCCACCUUCAACUGGGUGGCUCUGAAGCCAAACCAGAUCAACGGGACCGUCUUCAACGAGCUCAACGAUGAGAAAGUCCUUCAGGUUCUGGACAUGAAUGACUUUGAGGAGCAGUUCAAAACCCGGGCUCAGGGCCCCGGCCUGGAGUUCAGCGGCUUGAAGGUCAAGACCUCCCAGAAGGCCCCCAGCAAAGUGACGCUGAUCGAGUGCAACCGGGCCAAGAACUUGGCCAUCACGCUCCGCAAGGGAGGGCUCACCAUCGACAGGAUCUGCAAGGCCAUCCAGACAUACGACCUCCAGGCCCUGAACCUCGACUUCCUGGAGCUGCUGAUGCGCUUCCUCCCCACGGAGUACGAGCUGACCCUGAUCCGAAAGUACGAGAAGGAGCAGCGCCCCCUGGAGGAGCUCUCGGACGAGGACCAGUUCAUGAUCAAGUUCAGCAAGAUCCCCCGCCUGGCGGAACGCAUGAACAUCAUGACCUUCCUGGGCAACUUCGGAGACACCGUCCAGCUCCUCCUCCCACAGCUGAAUUCCAUCAUUGCUGGGUCCAUGUCGCUGAGAUCUUCCACCAAAUUGCGUCAGAUUCUGGAGAUUGUUUUGGCAUUCGGGAAUUACCUGAACAGCAGCAAACGGGGAGCAGCUUACGGAUUCCGGUUGCAGAGUCUGGAUGCGCUCCUGGACAUGAAGUCAACAGACCGGAAGCAGACGUUGCUUCAUUACAUUGUGCGGGUUAUCCAGGAGAAAUAUCCCGACCUUGUUAACUUCUCCAAUGAACUGCACUUCCUGGAUAAAGCAGGGGCAGUGUCACUGGACAGUGUGCUGCAAGAUGUGCGGAGUCUGCAGCGGGGCAUGGAGCUCACCCGUAAAGAGUUCAUGCGCCAAGACGACAGUGCUGUGCUCAAGGACUUCCUUAAGGCCAACACAGAGGUGAUGGAGAAGCUCCAAGCAGACAGCAAAACAGCCCAGGAGGCCUACGAGGCAACAGUGGAGUACUUUGGGGAGAACCCCAAGACCACCCCUCCCACCAUGUUCUUCCCAACAUUCAUACGCUUUGUCAAGGCUUAUAAGAAAGCAGAUGAGGACAUCCAGCUGUGGAAGAAGCAGGAAGCAGCUGCCAAGGAGGAGGAGGAAGUGGACUCCCCCAGGAAAGAUGAGCAGUCAGCACCCAAGUCUCCCACCCACAAGGCCAAGAGGCAACAGAUGGACCUCAUCGCCGAGCUGAAGAAGAAGCAGCUGGUGAAGGAGCCCAUCAUUUACGAGGGGAAGGACGGAGCCAUUGAAGACAUCAUUACAGGCCUGCGGAGCCAGCCAUACCGGCGGGGGGACACUGGCCGGCACAGCGGCAGGAAACGGAUUGUCGGGCAGACCCUGCAGGUGACCGCCGACAUCUCGCUGUGAGGACCGCGCAGGGAGAAGAGCCAGCCCUCCGAGCCUGGGUGGAGGGGGGCGAUGGGUCGGCGGCCGGCAGGCCCGGGCCCAGAAGCUUUUCUCGCCGAGGGCCGGAGGGGGUCGGGGCAGAACCGCCUGCCUCCUUCGCCCCCUCCCGCCUCCUCCUCCGCUUCGGAAACCACCCGUGGGCUUCUGCGCGCACCCGCCAGCGCUGCCCCUCACACUGGAUCGACGUGGCUUCCUUUUGAACUGUGCAUCCUUGGCCCGCCUGGACUGACCUAGAAUGGAAUCGGGGCAGAGGUAAGAGGCUCCCGCGGCGUGCCACAGCCCAACAAGGCAGCCGAGCGGUCCAAAGGCAGCUCCAGCGGCUAGCGACGCCACCACCCGCCUCCCGCAGCCCGGCAAGAUCCAAGUGGCCGCCUCCCCCCCACCAAGGACGACAGCGCCUCCCUCUCUCUCAGCCUUCCUACCCAGCCGGCCUCGGUUCCUUUUCCUGUCUCGUUUUGCAAAAAUCAGGAUUCUCCUUUAAUCAUCUUCCAGUCCCGAGAGGUUUCAGAAAUGCGGGGAUCUUUGGGGCCAGGUCCUUCUGUGGGCCGUGAACAGCCGCGUUUUAUUGCUCUAGCGGCUGCUCAGGCGCUCCCAGAGUUCAUGAGCCAGGAGGGCACAUACCCUCGGGCUUCCGUCAGCCGUGCACCUGAGUCUCUUGCGGAGGCCGGGAAACACCCGGAGCUCUGGAGUGGUUUGGCCCCAGCGAGAGAGAGAGCUGCGUUCUUCUCCACUUGCAGCAUCUAGCCACUCACGCUCCCGCCUCCAGGCCUGCUGUUUCCUGAGAGUGGAGGAUGCCCCGUUCGCCAGCCUCCCGUCCCACCAUGUGUUUCUAUAACCCUGCCCUCCUCCUCCCCCUCUUUUUUGCCUUUUGUGGUUCACAAACCAAGGGCAGUUGUUGUCCAUCAAGUGGCCUGCAAUUAGACGGGACUGCUGUCCUCCCAUCCCCUUUGCUCUCUUUCCAGGGCUGAUGGCAACCAGGCGAAUACACCUGGUGACUCUCUGGGUUAAUCUCAGGUGGAGCACGGCCACUCGGGAGUGAAGUCCGGGGGACGCAAGUCCUCCGAUUGGGGCAGUGGGAUAUUCCACGGGAGGCUUCGACUAAUCCCGGCCUGUCGCUCUCACCGAUCGCUUCGGCCCCCGGGAAGGCCGGCCUGGUCACAGGAACGUAAGUCGUUGGCAGGGCUGUUCCUUUGGCACUUUUGAAAACCGUCUUGCUCUGAGGCAAGAAAGCGUAAAGGCUUUGAGACAAUCAACCGGGGUCCCGGAGUUGCUGUUCUUUCUCCUGCCACAGGGGGUCACCCUUUCUGUGGCUUUCCCACCGGUGCUUUCCUUCCACUUUGCAGGGAAGGUUCUUCUGGGCAUGCUCCCCUUUGGGGGGGGGGGGAAUCGGUGCAUCUCAGAACUUUCCUCCAAGUAGCCAAGGAGUGCUCACAUCGCCGUAGCACACACUGUAGUCAGCGUCCAAGAGCCACGAUGGGCCAUCCGUAGGAUGGACUCAAUCUGCUGCUGCAUUCUCCCAUGCUGUAAACAUAGCCACUCAUGCAACCCAGUUGCCUGAAGAUUUUCUGUUGCAACUGACACCACACUUAGAAGACAGGCAGUCCUGUCUGUUGCAAGUACGACAGCAAGCCGGGCGGGCACCUGAGAAGCUGCAGCGGUCCCGCUCCCGGUAGAACUCCCCUUGUGGUGCCCGCCUGCUCAUCGAAAGGUUCCUGGCACUCGACUGCAGAAACCAGGCACUGCCUUCUUUCGUGUUAGACAUUGGCCCAUCUCUUGCCGAUGGGCAGAACAGCACAGUCAUCUGUUACAGUCCGACCAACCAUCCCUGGGCACAGACACAAGCCCCUAGGCACAGUUUGAGCCAGCGGAGGAUAGCGGCAUGCAGUCCAGUGCAGCAAAAUUGCACUUGCUGCAGCAAUAAGGGCAUACUGCAGCAGAAACAUGCCCCCACCGCCACCCUUCCGAUCCAUUUAACCCAAACGCCUCCACGGUGAAGGUGAGGCACCCCCCCCCCCCCUUCCAUUUCCUCACCCAGCUCUAGACUGAAAGCACACACUUGCUUAUAAGCCACCCUGUGCAGCUUAUGCUUCCCCAUUGCUUUUCUGCUCUAACGUAAAACGCAGCUAAACCGUCCAGCGUAGCGGCACCCGCACACGCAUCGCUCCAUGCCGGGGGGGGGGAGG